GCCGGAAGUGUUCUGGCCGCGCCUGCGCAGUGAGUGGUCCAACAUCAACAUGAACGUUGGCGUCAUCAAGUCGUCCAACAUCAAUUUUCUUCCAUCAAGUCGUCCAACAUCAAUGUUCCCCUCAUCAAGUCGUCCAACAUGAAUGUUGCCAGCAGCUCGGUGUCCACAACACGACGGAAGCGUGAGGCAGAGCGCUCGGUCAACUGGACGGUGGAGGAGACUCAGGUGCUGCUGUGCGCCUGGAGCGACGAGCGCGUCCAGAAGAGUCUGUCGGAAAACCUGCGCAACCGCCACGUGUUCAAGCAUCUGUCGGCCCGCAUGAGCGACAUGGGCUUCUGCCGCAGUCCUCACCAGUGCCGCCUGCGCGUCAAGACCCUGAAGGCCAACUACGUGCGCGCCAAGCUGCAGAGGAGCGCCCACAGCUCUCAGCUCUGCAACUUCAAGUACUUCCAGGAGAUGGACGCUGUGUUGGGGAGGAGGGCGGACACUUUGGAGGACGUGUCUACUCCGGACCCCGCAGACAGGACGGUGGGGUCUUUCGUCGGGCGUUACCUCAGUUCUCCGGGGAACGCCGCCGGAGAACAUUUCAGUUCUUCCGAGGAGCCAGGAGGCCGGCAGAUGUGGCCGCUGGACUUUCAAGUCAAGCUGGAGAACGAAGACGAUUCCGAGUUCAGCGACCUGGGAUUCAUGCAGGGACCGGGAGAGAGACCACCCCAGGGUUUUGUGGGAUCCAGCAUCCGUCCUGAGCCUGCCGCUCCGCCCGUGGACAUCGUGAGCUCGCCCUCGCCCGCACAUCCUCCGGCGCCCUCGCCCGAGGCAUCCACGGGGCCCGGCACUGAGGGCGUGCGUCCGGAAGCGGUCCUGGCUCACCUGUCGCGGUGUUUCCGGCAGCUAGUGUCAGAGACUCGGGGCCUGCUGGUGCAGCUGGACCAGCAGAGGCAGGAUCAGGCCCGCUGGCACCAAGACCUCCUGAGCCAGUGGGCGCAGCGCGAGGAGCGGCGGCAGAGGGAAGCGGCGGAGAGGGAGGAGCGGCGGGAGAAAGCCCACAUGGAGCAUCAGGUCCGGGUCCUGGAGCUCCUCACCAGCCUGGCCAGAGAACAAGGUGGCAGAGUCCAGGAGCACAAAUGAUGCCAACUAGGACCUCAGCUUUAUUGUCAUCAUUCAUCACAUCACCAUUAACUCACUUCCUCACACUCUCAUCUUCCAGUCUUAAUUAAUCACAAGAGCAUUCACGCUUUUCACGGCCUUCAGCAGCCUUUGGAAAGAUGCCAUUCAACAAUAAUCAUCAUUUUCUUCAUAUUAUUGUUCAUUUUUCAUGGCUUUUGUGUGCUCACAAUGUAUUACUAUUCAACUUGCUGUGCUAAAGUGGAGACAAGUUGGUUGCAUUUGAAAGACAUUAUUAUUAUGAUUAUUAGUAUUAUUAUGAUGAUUGUGAUUAUGAUGAUCCGCUCUCCAAUAAUAAGAAAGUCAAUGUUUAUUUAAUAUAUGCAAAAUGUGUUAUGUCUGGUGACUUUUGAACUGAGAACAUUAAAAAACCAGAUGUGA
Molecule: messenger RNA, 1545 nt
Organism: Nerophis ophidion (straightnose pipefish)
Lineage: Eukaryota; Metazoa; Chordata; Actinopteri; Syngnathiformes; Syngnathidae
Exons: 3
Coding region: 139-1128 (329 amino acids)
Biological process (GO): positive regulation of DNA-templated transcription
Cellular component (GO): nuclear body
Source: RefSeq, a predicted model, not a curated record